Messenger RNA from Hypoxylon trugodes, 1999 nucleotides. RefSeq lists its product as uncharacterized. The transcript is spliced from 2 exons. The coding region runs from base 329 to 1999 and encodes 556 amino acids. The record is from RefSeq and is a predicted model, not a curated record. Lineage: Eukaryota; Fungi; Ascomycota; Sordariomycetes; Xylariales; Hypoxylaceae.
GAUACUAACAAUCCUACUAAUUAUGUCAACAUUAAGCGCCUUACCGUCACAAUUUUCAAUCAGCCCCCAAACACGAUCGUCUUUACAUCAGACAGGCCCUUGUCUUAUCGUAGGUUGAUUUGCUACUCGAGUCUGAUUGAGGUCGCAGCCGAGAAUAUGCACAACCCCCCCUUUCCAUUUUUGAUACAGCCAUCUUUUAUUGUAGUAGUCGGCUUUAUUGUAAUUAUGAAUUUGCUCGUUUCGCAUCCUCUUCCCCCGUUCUUCUCUCCUUGGUCCUCUCGUCGUGCGUGUACACUCGUUCGUCUUUAUUUCAUAGACAGUAGAGGAGAUGGACGACAUCCACCCAGACAUCGACUUUUUUCUCCGUAAAGUUACUAGCAAAUCCUCAAAAUGCCAGGUACUCGAGAUUCAAGAUUCCAAUAACGAUGGAGAACCCUUAGAAAAAACAAUACUUCUGAGUGAAGUAGAGAGCUUUCUUCGAAAAGAUCCAGGUGAACCGACCUUAAAACUCGUUCAGGUUCACGUUGCGUUCUGGAAAAAACCUCAAAAGGUCCGAUCUGAGCAAUUCACUUGGCUCGUAGAUGUAGCCGCUGAGCAAGGUAUCGAGCCAUAUCUGAUUGCGUCGAUAGCGCAACUCACGACGCAAUUUAAGGCGGUAAGCUGUGGUCAUAAAGGGAGGGAAGCACUUAGUAUAUACUUAAUUCAAUGUUUCACCCUUGGCAUACUUGGUAAGGCAGACCCAACGACGCAACUCGAUUAUGAGAAUUUGGCUGAAAUCCUAGGAGUGUCUUAUAAACCGGCAACUAGAUGUACGACGUGUCUCUGUUUUAUGAGAGACCCCGCUGAUUUGGAAGAAUUAUAUCCGUGCAUAAUAAAGUCCUUGAAGCAAAACAGGAGACUUUUCCAGAAUUGUCGCUUCAUGCCACUCUCACUUCUAAGAGCUAUGAUCAACGAAUGUAGUAUUGCAAUGGACGGGGCGUUCAGCGGGAAAGUUGGCAUUGUUAACGAGUCCAAUGCUAAGAAUUGGGAGGACGCCCGAAGUUAUCUCCGCGUCGCCCAGAGAUCGAUUCUACUGGCCGGAGAAAUCGCCGAUUGCUUACGGAAGGACCUUGCCACGAAUGCGGAGCAAGUGAAGUCCGAUACGGUAUACAGGGGUGCCACUGUUGACCAUGCGGCCAUAAUGGAGAUGUUUGGUGUGCUCGAGCCAGGUAUAAGCUCCAUGAAGCUAAGUAUUGAAUGGGAGCUGCAAAGAAGCGACGACCAACUGGCUCGGAUUGGGCGAGGUUUGAUGCGUAGGGACACGCAGCUUAGUAUAGAGCUUGCGAAAUCAAGCAAACAGCUGACGGAGCGCAGCAUCGAGCUAGCAAGGGCAGCUAAAGCAGACAGCAACUCGAUGAAAGUCAUCACGGUGAUUACGAUGGUAUUCUUACCGGGAACUUUUUUCGCGACGCUUUUCGCGGUGCCGUCUCUAGACUGGAGAAACACGGAUCAUGUUAUAGGGGGAAACUUUUGGGUAUACUGGGCUUUCACCGCACCCUCCACCGUGAUAAUUAUUAUAUUGUGGCUUGCCUUCACUCAAAGCAAAGAAAUGAGGGAUGUUGUACAUAUGGUCAAGAGACAUUGGCGCAUCGACUCACGUGAGUUUAGGAGGCGCUGGUCUGGAAUGGGGUCGGAAACUGGUGCCGAUAGUGAUUCUAAGGACAAGGAACUAAAAAAUAAAGAUCCAAAGAGCGAUGAAUCUGCCAAUGGGAGGCCAGGGAACGAGAGCGUUAAUAACGAGAGGUUCGGGGUUAGGAUGGUUGGUGAUGGGGGACUUGUGGGUAGGAGAUCCGAGGAUACGCGAGCGUUUGGAAAAGGAUCUACGAAUGUGCAAAACUGGCCUGCCAACUUACGUGGGUUGAAGGGAUAUUUAUUUGAAAGGGACUCGGCAACUAAAGCAGACGAGGUUAUACAUCUUCAGGAGCAAGGGGAAGCUUCCGGUCAGACAAGUGGUGUAUAA